AUGAAGCUAUUUAUGGAUAUGUUGGUACAACUUUGCGAAUUUCCAUUUAACUACACUGAUAUUUCAACGAAUAAUCGAUUCUCUCGAUCAGACCUGCAUGAAUUGCUUCGAUCAAAUGGAUUAGAUAAUAAGGGGCUGUGGAAAUAUCUUUUCAGUACUUCUGGUUCUGGACCUGGAGAUGAGUUGAAUUCCUGGUUUGGUUUAAUCUAUGAAGCCGGGUCAUUGGAAUGGAGUCAGAACACAGAUGCUAGCAAUGACGCAUGUCGAAGAGCAUACGUUAUACCCGAAUGCGUAAAAGCAAUUUCUACUCGUCAUUACUUAAUUGAAGAAUCUGGGGAUCUAUUUACUGUUAAUCUGCAAAAUUGGUCGGAUUUUUACAACUUGGUAAAGGUUCCUUACUCUUCACCCUUUGCGUUCAUUAGCUAUUGGCCGCUAACUAUGUAUCAUAUACUCAGGACAUUUUUCGAAAGAAAUGAUCAACUAGUUCAUAGAUUUCUGGAAAAGAAAACUCUUCAAAUUCAUUUGAUUGGUGUUGAAACAGAAUUGGAUUUGCUUCCGGUAUUUAAGCAAUUAGAUGAUUUAAUAUCUCCAAACAUUGAGCGUAUUACAAUCAAAAUGAUUGGACCUAACAUAUCCCCUCGAGCAUCUUAUAAAACGUGGUUGCUCAGUUCUCGUAUGUCUAUAUUUGUCUGGCGUGGAGUCUACCAUGAUUUUAUGGAAGAGUAUAAGGUCUACCCGGAGCUUACUUUUGCCGAUGUAGUGAUUGGUUUCAAUGUAGGAUUUAUAGCGUAUCCAACUUGGAAACAGACUCUUGAGUUGCUAAAGAACUUGAAGUUGCCAGCAUUCUUUACUGACUCGUGUCCUUAUUCAUGUAUGUGGAACCUCAAAACUUUACAGUCGUUGGGCUUGUGCCCUGAAUUUGAUAUUGACAAUGCAGAGAAGUCUCUUUCGUUGGUUAGUAUAAAUCCAUUUCGAAGUCCUUUGAGAAUUUUGGACGAAGGCACUUGUUGGCCGAAGUUUAACAAUGCUUUCAUUUUUUCAAUAAAUGUAUGA
Rodentolepis nana is the source of this 1053-nucleotide messenger RNA. The record is from the annotation of a GenBank genome assembly. Lineage: Eukaryota; Metazoa; Platyhelminthes; Cestoda; Cyclophyllidea; Hymenolepididae.